Molecule: messenger RNA, 712 nt
Organism: Myotis lucifugus (little brown bat)
Lineage: Eukaryota; Metazoa; Chordata; Mammalia; Chiroptera; Vespertilionidae
Product: probable ATP-dependent RNA helicase DHX34
Exons: 3
Biological process (GO): nuclear-transcribed mRNA catabolic process, nonsense-mediated decay
Cellular component (GO): intracellular anatomical structure
Molecular function (GO): RNA binding
Source: RefSeq, a predicted model, not a curated record
GUUGGCUACCAGAUCCGCUUUGAGAGCACGCGUUCGGCGGCGACCAAGAUCGUGUUCCUGACCGUGGGGCUGCUCCUGAGGCAAAUCCAGCGGGAGCCCAGCCUGCCCCAGUACCAGGUCCUGAUCGUGGAUGAAGUCCACGAGCGCCACCUCCACAACGACUUCCUCCUGGGCGUCCUCCGGCGCCUGCUGCCCAAGCGGCCUGACCUCAAGGUCAUCCUCAUGUCGGCCACCAUCAACAUCUCGCUCUUCUCCAGCUACUUCGGCAGCGCCCCUGUGGUGCAGGUGCCCGGCAGGCUCUUUCCCAUCACGGUUGUGUACCAGCCGAUUGAGGCCGAGCCGUCAGUGUCCAAGUCGGAGAAGCUGGACCCGCGGCCCUUCCUGAGGGUCCUGGAGGCCAUCGACAGCAAGUACCCACCCGAGGAGCGGGGCGACCUCCUGGUCUUCCUCAGCGGCAUGGCGGAGAUCAGCGCUGUGCUGGAGGCCGCCCAGACCUACGCCAGCCACACCCAGCGCUGGGUGGUGCUGCCGCUGCACAGCGCCCUCUCUGUGGCCGACCAGGACAAGGUAUUUGACGUGGCCCCCCCUGGAGUCCGGAAAUGCAUCCUCUCCACCAACAUCGCUGAGACCUCAGUCACCAUCGACGGGAUCCGCUUUGUAGUCGAUUCCGGUAAGGGCUGCCCCAGCGACCCAGGGGCGGAAGGGGAGUGAG